AUGGCUGACUCAGCACCGGCCGAUAGUGGACGUGGUGGUUUUGGACGUGGUCGCGGUACUCGCGGUCGCGGUGCACGUGGACGCGGUGGACGCGGACGUGGACGUCGCGACGAGGGUGAGGCUGCCUGGGUCCCCGUGACCAAGCUUGGACGCCUCGUCAGAGACGGCAAGAUCAAGACCAUCGAGCAGGUUUACCUGUUCUCCCUGCCCGUCAAGGAGUACCAGAUCAUUGAUAUCUUCCUCCCCAAGCUUAAGGACGAGGUUAUGAAGAUCACCCCUGUUCAGAAGCAGACCCGCGCCGGACAGCGCACUCGCUUCAAGGCCUUCGUCGCCAUCGGUGACUCCAACGGCCAUGUUGGUCUCGGUGUCAAGUGCGCCAAGGAGGUUGCCAGCGCUAUCCGCGGUGCCAUCAUCCUGGCUAAGCUCUCGGUUGUCCCCGUCCGUCUCGGCUACUGGGGCUCCAAGCUCGGUGCCCCCCACACCGUGCCCGCCAAGGUCACCGGUAAGUGCGGCUCUGUUAUCUGCCGCCUCGUGCCCGCCCCCCGUGGUACCGGUAUUGUUGCCGCCCCUACCCCCAAGAAGAUUCUCACUCUUGCCGGUAUCACCGAUUGCUACACCACGUCGCGCGGUUCGACCAAGACCCUCGGUAACUUUGUCAAGGCUGCCUUCAUUGCCAUUACCAACACUUACUCGUUCCUGACACCCGAUCUCUGGGCUGAGACCAGCUUCUCGCAGGACCCCUUCCACGAGUUCUCCGACUACCUGGUUAAGGCUGCCGAGAAGAAGUCCAAGUACUAG
Kickxella alabastrina is the source of this 798-nucleotide messenger RNA. Its product is annotated as 40S ribosomal protein S2. The record is from RefSeq and is a predicted model, not a curated record. Gene Ontology annotation, molecular function: RNA binding; structural constituent of ribosome. Bases 1 to 798 code for a protein of 265 amino acids. Gene Ontology annotation, biological process: translation. Gene Ontology annotation, cellular component: ribosome; cytosolic small ribosomal subunit. Lineage: Eukaryota; Fungi; Kickxellomycota; Kickxellomycetes; Kickxellales; Kickxellaceae. The transcript has a single exon.